Molecule: messenger RNA, 1825 nt
Organism: Phanerochaete carnosa HHB-10118-sp
Lineage: Eukaryota; Fungi; Basidiomycota; Agaricomycetes; Polyporales; Phanerochaetaceae
Exons: 7
Coding region: 428-1609 (393 amino acids)
Biological process (GO): proteolysis
Molecular function (GO): aspartic-type endopeptidase activity
Source: RefSeq, a predicted model, not a curated record
UCUGCAUCGCCUUACUCGCGAACCAUCGCGAGUUACGACAUUGGCCCUAGUGAAACAAAACAUACACAGCUCCUCGCAGAUACGCGAACGAAGUUCAUACCAUUCCUGGCCUAGGAGACGCUUCGGCAGACUCGUGACUGAUGGAUACUGCUUGACUACGCCUACCGUGUCCUUGCACCUGCCAAGUUCCUGCCUUCUCUCCCAUUUUCCAGCGCACUGCCCUUGGCACCGCUCAUGUGGCCUUGAAUCCCGCUGGCUACCCCGAGCCUGGGCGAGCAUCAACAGGGUUGAUCCUUCUCUCGCAUGCGCUUCGGUGCCUGAAAGCCCGCCCGAAAUGUGGCGCCAGUACCACGGGGGCGUAUAAAUGCGACCAGUCUGCAGCCACGCUUUUUCUCAGGUCGUCUCCUGCAUCCUCCGAGCCACGAUUAUGUUGUGCGCGACGUUGACAACUUUGCUCCUCGCAUUGUGCGCGAGCGCUAGCCCGGCCACCCCUCGUCCUCGAGGUGUACCACAGACGAUCUCGCUUACGUCCCGCAAGGUUGCCAGAGGUGCUCCUCACGCCCGUCGUGCACUUUCUCCUAUCGGUGUACCUCUUGCCGACUACUUCAACGGAACUGACCUUCAAUGGUUUGGCGAUAUCGGAGUUGGCACGCCGCCGCAGACGAUCAGCGUGGUUUUCGACACCGGAAGCCAAACACUAGAAUUUGCUAGCACCCUUUGCGGUUCCGCAUGUGCGAACCAAGUCCAGUUCGACCCAUCCGAGAGUUCGACCUUCGUCGACGGCGGUAGCACAGGCACGAUCACUUUUGCCACAGGUGUCGGCGUUGACCCCGUGGUGGGAAACAACUGGCAGCUCACGCUGCGGAACGCGACUGAUACCGUCACCGUCGGCGGCAUCUCUGUUCCCGACGUCAGCCUGUUUCUCAUCACUGACCAGACGCCGACGUUCGCGCCAGAUCCGUUCAGCGGUAUCCAGGGCAUGGGCCCCAUUGCGACUGGCCUGUUUGCUGGUCUGGAGGCACAGGGCCUGCCAUCGCUAUUUAGCCUGUACUUGACGCCUCAGUCCGUCGGCAAUGCAGAGCUGACGUUAGGCGGUAUCGACUCUACGAAGUUCACUGGCGACUUGACCUUUGGUACUCUCGUUGAUGCGGUGGAGAGCCAGGCCUGGCAGCUCACGUCUACCGGCAUCACUGUGAACGGAGAGUCAACAUCGGGGCUGAAUCAAUCGCGCGUCUUCAUCUUCGAUAGCGGUACCAGUAACAUCGUGCUUCCCAAGGCCGACACCGAGGCUGUCUAUGCUCAGAUCUCGCCCAACAUCAAGCCCAACAGCGAUGAGCCGGGUACCUACGGCAUCGCCUGCUCCGAGAUCUCCUCCCUUCCAGCGGAGAUCUCUUUCACGUUCACUUCACAGGAGGGCGAGGCAUUCACGUUGACGAUUCCGAGCAGCGAGCUCAGCGUCGGACCGUUCAGAAGUAACCCAGAGCUGUGCCAGACGCUCAUCAACGCCUUCGAGGACUUCAAUAUCAUCGGUGGCAGCUUGCUAAAGCACUACUAUAGCGUAUGGGAUCUUGGGAACCAGCGCCUCGGUUUUGCGCCGAACAUCUUGUAGGCUGCAUCGUCGUUGCGAGCUAAGAGUUAGAUGGGAAGUAAAUGUACUAGCAUGCUGUUGGGUAACAUCGAUGUUCGCUCUAAAUCGCCAAACAGUUGGUAUGUGGACGUUCUGCUCUGCUUUAUUUGACUCCCUCCAGAACUGGUAUGGUCUUCGCUAAGUAUUUAUGUAUGCUACUGGCACUGUUGGAGUCUUGCAAAGUACUUUACGAGCUGC